Ornithodoros turicata is the source of this 2280-nucleotide messenger RNA. RefSeq lists its product as uncharacterized. The record is from RefSeq and is a predicted model, not a curated record. Lineage: Eukaryota; Metazoa; Arthropoda; Arachnida; Ixodida; Argasidae. The transcript is spliced from 4 exons. The coding region runs from base 187 to 2028 and encodes 613 amino acids.
CAAUCAACGCUUUCCGCGAACAACUGUGACGCAGCUCACAACAGGAAAUCUAUCGACCGAGGGUUCCGCUCACUGUUUGAGAUAGUGGGCAACACGUGUGUGUUUGUCUUGUAUUAGGGUGCGCGAUAGGCGGUAUCCAGAAAUUCCCGUCUUAAAGCAACAACACGGAGUACACUAGCAGAAAGAAUGAAUAUCAGUCCACUUUUUCUGUGUUUCUGUGUCAUGGUCGGAACCUAUGCCGACAAGAAAGUAGAAGAAUCAAACAAGUACCUGGACAAUCUACUCUCGCGGACAUUCCCAGUAACGACCGAUGGAAGGGCUUCACGCAUACCCUUAAGCGUGACCCACCUGGACGGGUUCGAGGUGGAGCAGACUAGAGACAGGUCGAGCGGUCGCUAUAUAACGCACGGUCGAAGGUUUGGUCGUCGCAAACACAAGCACAAAUACGCUAAGUAUGCACUCCUGUACCAACUGGCUCGUAGUGGAUCGAGCCGUGGCUCAUCGCGUAUCGGCUUCAAGCCAAGUGUGUCUGGCAAACAUGGCUCGGGAAAACUCGGACUUGGGGCCCUCCUGCCCACCAACAACUUUGGCGUUAAUAGUCGUGGCUUUGGAGACCCAGCCUUCGUAACCGGGAACCGAGGAAGCCACGGCCCGAAGAAUCCCGUUUUAGGCAUCCUAAAUAUGGGACACGGUACAGGCAUGUCUCAUGACCCUACUAAAAUAGUUCGCCCACCAGCACCGGGCUUCGUUCCGCAGCCAAGACCUCAUGUUCCAGCAUAUGUACCGAUACCGUCAGCGCCACUCUUCCCGUUGGGACCCAACGGCUAUCAUCCUGCAUACGUAGCAACAACACCACCGCCGCGCCCCCUGUCACGGACAGGUACACCUUUUCCCGUAAAUAUAGCAAGAACACCAGUACCUGGCUUCGUCCCGCAAACAAGUGGAUAUUUUCCAGGAGGAACGUCUGCCCCGCCUUUGUUGUCGCGAACAACCAGCUACUACCCUGCGAGAACGCCAGCACCACAUUCUCUGUCGCGAACAACCAGCUACUACCCUGCGAGGACGCCAGCACCACAUUCUCUGUCGCGAACAACCAGUUAUUUCCCCGCGAAUGUAGGAAGGACACCAGCGCCGGGAUUCGUAACGAGACCGAGCAGCCAUGCCUCAGUAAGCGUACCAAAACCUCCAGCUGCUGGCUUCGUGUGGCAACCGAGCCAUCAGCUGCCGAGCUCCUCAUAUGGCCAGCCACGUUGGACCCCUGGGGGCUCUUCGGGACGGUCUUCUGGAAGUCAUUCACCUUCUUCUUCCGGUAGUUCUAGGCUGCCGUCUUCUGGGAGUUCAUCGCCUUGGUCUUCUGGUAGCUCUUCAUCCCGGUCAUCCAGCAGUUCUUCGGGAAGCUCUUGGCGUCCCUCUUCUGGGAGCUCAUCACGUUCAGGGAGUUCGUCGCGCUCUGGGAGUUCCUCAAGAUCUGGAGGCCGGUCUAGGGGUCGCAGGGGCCGCAGGAGCCUGAAGGUUCCCAGCAAAACCAGAUCUGUGCGCUCCCUGGGCACAGACGUCAGAGUACACCUUGAAGGUGGCAACGUUACCGAUCUCCACAAAAUCAAGCGACUCGGCGACUGUUCACCGCCAAUGUGGCAACUGGGGAACACUACUGUAGCAUGUUACGUGCAGUUAGACGGCGUCAAAGUGAAUUUUACAGGCACGGUGACGGGCGAAAGAUGGACCCGUGCAACAACGUUUCGUAAGGCAGUGCCCAUCAGCGUGGUAGCCAUGCUGAAGAACUCCACAGCUUUCAUUGAAGUCACAAGCUUGCCAGGUGCUCCCCCGAAACUCUCCGCGUGGAGCGUGAUGCCUUCGGAGUUGCGAAUCAGUUACUCCAGGCCUCUGGACGUGGACUGGGAUAAAAAAGGAGCCCUGGAAGAACAAAUCGAGGCGCAUAUAAAUGAAGAUGUGACUGACUACCUCUACGGAUCGUUGCAAGAGGGAAUCGCUGAUGCCGUAAGGAACAGCACACUGCCGCUGCCGUGACGUGCUGUAUACCUUGUCUUGUCUGGUGCUGUCUGCUUCGUCUCGCCUUACGAGAUAUUAUUUUCUAGUAAAUCAGUCAUCUCAAGUACCAAUACACUGAUAUGUGCGCACAGUAUUGUCGUCGUUUCGGUACUUAGAGCGUCAAGUAACGUUGUUAUAGCAUGGAGAUUAUCAAAACACUAGGAUGAGUACCGAACCGUUAUUUUUUAUGUAUUUACAAACAAUAAAGAAACUUUCAAUGUUGGCAUGAUA